GUCGGUGGUUGAGGAACUUAAGUCGGAUGUCAAUACAUAUUGCUACCGUGAAAGGCCUGGAAAAACGGAGAGCUUGUACGCGACUUGCGGUGUUCAGCGAGUAACAAGGGGGGAAAGGAGAUUGCGCAGCUCAGCAGCAGGGUGGAAAAGGAGAUUGCGCAGCUCAGCAGUAGGGUGGAAAAAAGGAGAUUGCGCGGCUCAGCAGUAGCGCGAAGGAGGGAUCCCUAGUACUGAGUGCUGCGCCUUGCGGGCAACAGAUUGAGUGGGUAGAAAAUGCCUCGAAGAAAGAACGGAGGUAAGCCCGAAGGGGAAGGCAAUGGCCAAGGUCGAGCGGUUGUAUCACCGCCCGGUUCAGGUUCGGCUUCAGGUUCGGCGGGAGGGUCAGCAUUCCCAGGAGAGAGGCGUCAAGCCGCAGGUUCAGUUUCGGGGGGAGUGUCGUCUCCCCAGGGACAAGUGCGUCCGUCUCAAGCCUCAAGCUCAUCAUCUUCUGCGCCGAUGGCUGAGAGAGGUGGAGCGAGGGGAGGAAGGGGAUCAGCAGCGGUCACAGGUCUUCCUCAGGCCUCAAGCUCAUCAUCGUCUGCGCCGAUGGCUGAGAGAGGUGGAGCGAGGGGAGGAAGGGGAUCAGCAGCGGUCACAGGUCCUCCUCGAGCCUCAAGCUCAUCAUCCUCUGCGCCGAUGACUGAGAGAGGUGGAGCGAGGGGAGGAGGCGGAUCAGCAUCGGUCAUCACAGGUCCUCAACCUGUACCCCUUCGACAGGUCGUCUCCAAGUCGGUCUUGUCCUCUCAGUUGUCACGGAUGACACUUGGUGCUCCUCGCGCGGGGCCACCCAGCCAAGUCGUGUCGUUCGUGAAGAGGCCUGGGAAAGGGAGGGUCGGGUUACCCUGUAUGCUUUCGGUGAAUCAUUUUGCGGCUUCCGUCAGUAACAAUCCUAUCUACCAUUACGACGUUGUCAUUGAAGCCUGUCCAGAGAAUGGCAAGGACCCAGCGGGAGAGGUGACAAGCAAGAAAUUAAGGCGAGCGGUUUUUAAUGCGCUUGUUCAUCAGUAUCGCCCAACUGACUUGUCAAAUUCACUCCCGGCAUUUGAUUCCAACAAGAAUAUGUACUCCUCUCGGAAGAUCACCAUAAAACCGCCAGGUCUUUUUGUGACUUUGCCGGAGGAGGAUGGCAGGGACCGGCAAAGAAAGUUCAGGGUGGAGAUCAAGCUGGUUCGGGUCUUGGAUGGUUCUGCCAUGCAGGAGUACAUAGCUGGCAGGAGUGAAGCCCCGCCACAGGAUGUUAUCAAUGCAUUAGAUAUCGUCUUGAAAGAGGCUGGCCUCAGAUGCGGGCAUGUCCAAGCUGGAAAGUCCAUGUAUAAUCGGGAUUUCGGCUGGGCAAAAAUCUCGGGGGGUUUGACUGCGUACAGGGGUUUUUAUCAAUCACUGAGACUUGCAGAGAAGGGUCUGACCCUUAAUCUUGAUAUCGCUUGCACUGCAUUCCUCUCCGAUGAUUAUGUCGUUGUCUUUUGGGAAGAGAUGCUACGGCGUGAUCUUCGGAGAUAUAAUCCUUCUGCUAAGGAUUUCAACAAGACUUCCCAAGCCGGUAGUUCAGGUGCCGCCGGGCCAACGGUCGCGCAGACUGUGAGUGCGUCCACUGGCAUUAUGGCAAGCCAGGCCGCGGUGUUAACUCCAGAGGAUGUCGCCAUCUAUCAGGCAGCCCUGCAGGAGGCACAGCUACAACGGGCAUUAGGGGAGAUAAAAGGGGAAAAAGAAAAGAUGAUAAGAAGAAGAGCCAAGAUGCAGCGGAGAGGGGCAGACAUAGAGGAGUUAGAGACGAUGGACCUGACGAACAUGGAUGAUGAUGUGAGGGUAGUUAGGAGGGCCCUGCUAGGAGUAAUAGAGAUGCAGGAGCAUCAGGCUACCAUCCUUCAAGACAUCCAGCAGAGCCUAGCCAUACUGGCAGGGCGUCCUCAGACAGCACCAUCACCCGUCGGGCCUGGUGCCUGGCCCGUGCCAUAUCCUCCUUUUUCUGUCCCACCGGUGACAGGGGUAUCCCCAUAUGUAGCCCCGUCAUCGGUUGCUAUCGUUUCCCUGGGCAUGUCGCUGUCAAGAGCAGCAGGGAGUAGUUUGCAGGUUCCUGUACAGACAGUGUUUACUCCAAGUCCGACGCAGGUUGCGGUCACCACGCAGCCUGCUGUCUCGCAGCCUGUGCAGCCUCAGGGCACGCAGCCCCAGCAGCUGGCACAACAACCUGGAGUGAUGCAGGGACCGGGACAAACUCAAUGGGUUCCGAAGACGGCCAUCGUCGCUCCCAAACCUUUUACAGGGGACAAGAGAGGCGAAGACCUCGACACAUGGUUGAGGGCAGUGCCGGUCUACGUCAGGUGCAAACUCACCUUGCCGCACGAAGAGGUGCUUGUGGCUGCUUCCUACCUAGAGGGUAGUGCAGCAAGAUGGUUGAGCGGUCUAGUGCAACUUCAGGGAUAUGGUCAUGACUUCGGCGCUUGGGCGGCCUCCCAAAAAUUGGACUUCCUGAAGAUGGUGGAAGAGAGGUGGCAUGAUCCUCAGGAGGCCCAAAGGGCCACUGACACGAUCCUGACACUGCACACGCGGCAAUUUAAGUCAGUAAGGGAAGCCACCGACGCUGUUGAGCAUCUGAUCUGUGUCCCUGGGGUUCGCUAUGACCCCCAGGUCCUGUUGACUUCGUACCUGAGAUGCUUUUCUCAGCCUGUCAGGAACCAGUUGGCAAAAGAGGCCAACAUCAAUAUGCACAACUUCCCUUCGUUUUGCAAGGUGGCCCUAGACCUUGAAGCUAAGAUAGGGCAUGGACAAGCACCCACUACGGAUGGGAGGAAGAAGACACUGCCUCCUAACUGGAAGGCGAAAGGUCGCUUGAUGUUUGUCGACAAUGAUGGUUCAACCAUCGAGGUGGACGGCAACUUCCAGGAGGGAGUAGGUUCAAAGGCAGGCAGCAUAGAUGCUUCAGAAGGUGGAGUAGUCGCUUUCGUAUCUCAAAAAGGCGAGCUUGACGAGCUUCACCGACAACUCAAGGAACUCGUAGAGAAGGGGUGGAACCGACCGAGUGUCUCUCCUUAUGGGUCUCCAGUUUUAUUUGUACCUAAGAAGAAGGAGGGUACUCUUAGGAUGUGCAUUGACUAUAGGGGCCUCAAUGCCAUCACUGUAAAGAAUCGAGAGCCCCUACCGCGCAUCGAUGAUCUGUUAGAUAGAGUGCAAGGGUGUCGGUACUUCAGUAAGAUAGAUCUGAAGUCCGGGUACCAUCAGAUUGCAAUCCGACCCGAGGAUCAAUACAAAACCGCCUUUCAGACGAGGUACGGUCUGUACGAGUUUGUGGUGAUGCCUUUCGGCCUUUGCAAUGCUCCUGGCACCUUUCAGCACGCUAUGAAUCGGAUAUUCCAUGACUACUUGGAUAAGUAUGUCGUCGUGUACCUCGAUGACAUACUUAUUUUUAGUAAAACUGUCGAGGAGCACGUUGCACAUUUGGACAAAGUCCUCAGUCUCCUGCGACAACACAAGUUCAAGAUCAACGGUGAGAAGUGCGAGUUUGGCCGCACCCGUGUCUUGUACUUGGGUCAUGAGAUCUCCGCGGAAGGGUUGAAGCCCGAUGACGCGAAGGAGGCCAGCAUUCGUGAUUGGCAACGUCCUCAGCCUGUGACUGAGAUGAAAUCUUUCUUAGGAAUGACUGGCUACUACAGAACUUUCGUUAAGAACUAUAGCAUAGUGGCCGCUCCUUUGACUGAUCUGACCCGCCUUGACACCCCAUGGGAGUGGACAGAUAAGUGCGAGGCUGCUUUCAGACGUCUGAAGCAUGCGUUGACGAACUACGAGGUCUUGAAACUUCCUGAUCCUGACAAGCCGUUCAUAGUCACCACGGAUGCCAGCCAAUAUGGCAUUGGCACCGUGCUCGCGCAGCAGGAGGGGCCAAAGUUGAGGCCAGUCGAGACUGAUCAUCAGACCCUGAGAUGGAUGAGAACUCAGCCCGUACUUUCUGACGCUCUGAAGCGUUGGAUCGAAGUCAUUGAGCAGUAUGACUUCGACCCCCAGUAUCUCAAAGGGGAGUACAACAAGGUGGCUGAUGCCUUGUCGCGUAGACCUGACUUUUCAGGUGCGCUGAUUACUGAGUUCGUCCUCAUGGACGAUGUAACUCACUCUUUGGUGGAUGCCUAUCGCGAGGAUCAGUUUAUGUCGGAGAUCAUACGCAGACUCGAGGCGAAGGACAAUAAGACCUCAGCCGAGUUUGAGUUGGUCAACGGUUUGCUGUUUCUUGAGAAGGCCGGGAAUAAACGAUUGCGCGUCCCAAGUAGAGAGUCUUUGUGUAGUUUAUUUUUAGGAGAAUGCCAUGAUGCCACCGGCCAUUUUGGGUAUAAGAAGACUGCAGCCAACUUGCUGCAGUGGUUCUGGUGGCCCAUGAUGUUGCGAGAUGCUCAGUUGUAUGUGGAGACUUGUCAAGUGUGUCAACGAGACAAGCCACGUACUCAGGCUCCUCUUGGGCUUCUGAAGCCCCUUCCGAUUCCGGAACGGCCUGGUGAGAGUCUUUGCAUGGAUUUCAUGGAUACUCUGAUCACCAGCAAGAGUGGGAUGCGGCACAUCUUCGUCAUCGUGGAUAGAUUUAGUAAGUAUGCUAGGCUAGUAGCCAUGCCAGAAACAACAAGAACGGAGUACGUGAUCCGAAUGUUCAAAGAAAACUGGGUUAGAGACUUUGGUUUACCCAAGUCUAUUGUUAGUGACAGGGAUGUCAGGUUUACCAGCGAGUUGUGGAAGGCUGCUGCUGCAGAGCAGGGCACUCAGUUGCAAAUGACUUCUGGAAAUCACCCAGAGGCCAAUGGCCAGGGCGUGGGGAGGUGGUGGGUAGGUGCUUCGGCGGGGUCGGUGGGGAGGUGGUGGGUAGGUGCUUCGGCCGUUUCGGUGGGGAGGUCGUGGGUAGGUGCUUCCGCCGGCUCGGUGGGGAAGUGGUGGGUAGGUGCUUCGGUCUGCUCGGUGGGGAGGUGGUGGGGAGGUGCUUCAGCCGGCUCGGUAGGGAGGUGCUUCGGCCGGCUCGGUUGGGAGGUGGUUGCGAGGUGCUUCGACCGGCUCGCUGGGGAGGUGGUGGGUAGUUGCUUCGGCCGGCUCGGUGGGGAGGUGGUGGGUAAGUGCUUCGGCCGACUCGGUGGGGAGGUGGUGGGUAGGUGCUUCGGCCGUUUCGGUGGGGAGGUCGUGGGUAGGUCCUUCCGCCCGCUCGGUGGGGAAGUGCUGAAGAAGGCCCUCAGGAAGGUUCAAAUCGAAGUAACACAUCAAGGGUACCCUCGAAAACACAUAAUCGAGGAUCUUUCGCCACAUUCAGCUGCCUCAGCAAGCUUCGAAAUGACAGACAAUGCAGGUGAGACUAGGAGAAUAAGCGUUGCAGAGUACUUCAGCAAGACGUACGGCAUCGAGCUGUAUUAUCCGCAUCUUCCAUGUGUAGUUGUCGGGAAAAAAGGGAACAUGAUUCCAAUGGAGCUGUGCAAGAUAUUGCCAAAUCAGCGAUAUCGAAAGAAGCUGGACGAUUCUCAAGUGACAGAUAUGUUGCGGUUCGCUCAGGAGAGGCCACAGCAGCGCCAGGGGAGUAUUCUUAAGAUGCAUGGCAGAAAUACUCGAGAUGAGGAAGCCUAUCUUCAAGAGUUUGGUAUUCAUUUUGGCAACGAACUGAUGCGGAUUCCGGGAAGACUUCUGCCGCCUCCUACGUUGCGUUCUAGUCAAAAGUUCACUCCAGAGAUGGGCCAAUGGAACAUGAUGAACAAGAGGUUCUAUCAUGGUGCUGAAGUGAAGCGUUGGGGGAUCGUUGAUUUUGGCCGAUAUGCAAACCGUCGUAUUAAUGGACAACUGCAAGCAGAAGUCUUUGGGAGAGCACUCGUACGGCGGUGCCAAGAGCUAGGGAUGCUAUUCCAGGCCCCGGCAUUCCCACCACAUAUUGGAGGGUUAGAGCAGAUGGAGACCACCUUGCGGACAAUACAGCAGAAGGCUUACAAUGGAAGGAGCCAACAGAGGAGAGAUAGUGGUGAAGGAAGUACAGACGUUUUCCUUCUGCUUGUCAUUUUUCCCGUGAGGGGCCCAUUUUAUGGUGAUCUUAAGCGGAUCUGUGAGACAGAGCUUGGAAUGCUUACACAAUGUGUGCUUGAGGACAAAGCUGCUAAAGCUCAAUCCCAAUACCUGGCGAAUGUGGCUCUGAAGAUCAAUGCCAAGAUGGGAGGCACCCACACGGCUGUCAGCGAGAUGAUUGAGAACAAACUGCCAUUCGUAUGUAAUACGCCUACAGUUAUAUUUGGUGCUGAUGUGACCCACCCCCCACCUGGCGAGCAGUCAGCUUCAAUUGCUUCGAUCGCCGGCGCGGAACGGGCAAGGAAGGCGAUUGCGGUUGGCUUGACGGCUGAUCCGUAUUUGCGUCUUCGACAUCUGAUCCCGUGCCUUGACAAGAAGCUCUUGCAUGCGACGAAGGAACGCAAGAUGGUCGUCGCUCUCGGCUGUGCACGACAAAGUGGCAUCCAGCGGCGAUGAGAUGGGUGAACCAUGCUCAAACUUGAAUGGCGACAUCCCGAUAGCCGGAUGGAUCGAUGAGUUGUAAGCCAACUCAACGUC
This is a messenger RNA of Chara braunii, 6585 nucleotides long. The record is from the annotation of a GenBank genome assembly. NCBI's taxonomy places the organism in Eukaryota, Viridiplantae, Streptophyta, Charophyceae, Charales, Characeae.